UCGACAGGAAGUCCACCAUUUGUUAUUCUUUCUCUCUGACAAUCAGCAUGAAAUCGACAGAUUCUGGCGAAAGGAACACGGAAAGAUAUAUUUGUUGUAUGCAGGGAUAAAGAAAAUACCCGAGUGAUGUCUUUCAAGACGACAAACUGCCAGAAAUUUCGGUAUUUAGUUUGUUUUGGAUAUAUCUUUUCCAAUGGGCAAGUGUCAAUCAUGUUGUGAACCACCAGGGUCAUCAACAGAGACCAGAUUUACUAGUACACAAAGGCCAGAUUACAGACCACCUCAGCAUACAAUUUCAAAAGAUCUUGAUAGAGGCACAGGUGAUCAAGGUUUUACACCCAUGUCAACAGGAAAAUCAGCCAUCGCUUCGGACAAAAAAAUGUUCACGCCAUACCCAAAACUGCCACCUAUUAAAAAACAUAGCAAUGGGGAGGGGAAGAGACUGUCAUUCAUUUCACGUGAUGUGUCAGAGAGUAAGAUUUUGGCGAUGUUUGAACAAUACAGAGAUUCGGGGGAAGAAGCAAUUUUAGCUGAAGGAAUCGAAAAGUUUUGCUCAGAUCUACAAGUAAAUCCAGAUGAAUUUAUUGUAUUAGUUUUAGCAUGGAAAUUUAACGCAGAAACAAUGUGCAAAUUUACAAAAGAAGAAUUUGUCACAGGGUGUAAAGCAUUGAAAGCUGAUUCAAUUAAAGGAAUUCAGUCAAAAUUUACAGAUCUCUUAAAUGAUGUGAAAAACAAACAAAGCUUCAAAGAGUUUUACAAAUGGACUUAUAAAUUUGGUCUGGACAUUGAAACGGGACAAAGAACACUUCCGAGUGAUAUGGCCAUGGGCCUUUGGAAACUGAUCUUUUCUCAGAGUCAACCACCCGUUAUAGAACAAUGGAUAGAGUUUUUAGAAGAACACCCUAGUAUAAGGGGAAUUCCCCGUGACACGUGGGAUAUGUUCCUGAACUUUGUAGAACAAGUUGGAGAUGAUUUAAGUACUUACGAUGAUACAGAGGCUUGGCCUUCUUUAUUUGAUGAUUUUGUUGAGUAUCAGAAUGACAAACAGAAUCAAAAUGUCAAAUCGUUUUAGUGCCAUUGUUUAGGCCAAAAGAAAUAAAUAAUGAUUAUAUAUAUAUAUAUCUGUUCAGAUUCACAAAAAGUUUUUUAAUGAUUUGUUUAAAAUAAUUUCAGACUUAAUAAUGUUUAUUGAGUAGAUUUCACAAAAUAACUUUCCAUUGAGAUUGAUCGUAAGUAUACUGAAUUUUUCAUGACUUAUCAUCAAUCUUAGUUGUAGGUUGUUUUUUUUUAAACCAACUACAGAACUCCAGCUCUUCAAACAACAAAAUUAUAUAAAAGAUUAAAAUACAUGCAUGACAUGUAAAUCUAAAUGUAGAAUUACCCGAAGUAACCCUAAACAGAUAUAUAAAUAUAUUGUUCUUGGUCUUUUGCAUUUUACUGAGAAGCAAAUAUUGUGGAUUUCAGAUGCACUGCUAGAAAUUUGUCAUGUUUUUUUUUUAAAUGUUGAGAACCUAGAAAAGGUAAAGUACAUGCAGUAAAGGAAUGGUACAUGUAUGUUAUCUAUAAGUCUUUUCAAAAAGGGAGAGGGUUUCACUAAAUACUUUUACCUAAAAGGAAGAAGAUGUAGUCCAACAUAAGACAAAUGUAUUUAAAUACCACACCUAUUUAAAUAUACAUGUAAGAGGACUGGUCCCCUUCCAGGUACAACAUUUUUUAUCAUGUAGUACAUUUGUAGGUGUUUCUUAGUCUCAAAGGUAAAAUAUUGUAAAAGUAACUCUUUUCUAAAAUAAGUAUAUUUCAUGUUAUGAUGGACAUUUUCCCUUUCGAAGAAUUAUGCCUUUAGCAUGUUAAGUAAUAUAUCACAAAAAAAGGUUGCCCCAUGGCUAUAUACUUCUGACAUGAAUGUAAUUUUUUCAUUUAAGAACAGACCUGUUCUAGCAAUGCAUAUGGUGCUCACAAUGUACGUUUCUUAGAAGUGUGCAUCACUGUUUUCUUAGAAAACCUUUAAUGUGUGUAUAUUCUAGUCAGAUAUCAGAAAGUGAUAAAUGUAAGAUUGUUGUCUGUUAUGAUUGAAGUUUGAUGAUUUGGUUGUUGGUCAUAAAUUUUUUAAACCAAAAACCUUAUAAAUGUAUAUGUCUUAUAUAUAUAUAAUAUAAUUUUUUUUAACAUGAAAUAGGUAAAUUGAACUGGAUCCAACAUGUCAAAAGUGCUUCCCACUAGGUGGUA
This is a messenger RNA of Mytilus trossulus (common blue mussel), 2226 nucleotides long. RefSeq names its product DCN1-like protein 3. Gene Ontology annotation, biological process: protein neddylation. Gene Ontology annotation, cellular component: ubiquitin ligase complex. The transcript is spliced from 2 exons. Lineage: Eukaryota; Metazoa; Mollusca; Bivalvia; Mytilida; Mytilidae. The record is from RefSeq and is a predicted model, not a curated record. Gene Ontology annotation, molecular function: cullin family protein binding; ubiquitin-like protein binding; ubiquitin conjugating enzyme binding. The coding region runs from base 194 to 1072 and encodes 292 amino acids.